AGUUCAUGGACUGUUCAGAAAUCUGAUGGUGGAGGGGAAGAAACUUCCUGAAAUGACAAGGCACAUUAAGCAUCCAUGAGCUAUUGUGUUGGCUGUAACUACCUGAAAGCAGCCUGUGACUGGAGCUGGCCACUGCCACACAAGCUGCGUCCCGACUGUCUUUGUUGUUUGCAGCAACAGCAAGUCAUCAAAGUCAUCAGGAUCCCUAUAAAUUUGGAGCUGUUCAUCACCUUCUCAGGGUGCUGCCUCACAGGACAACAUGACCAGUCACUCGCAGGGAAUCCAUCAGCUUCUACAGGCAGAGAAACGGGCAAAGGAAAAGUUGGAGGAAGCUAAGAAGAGAAAGGGAAGACGGCUGAAGCAAGCAAAGGAUGAGGCUCAAGCAGAGAUAGAUCAAUAUCGUCUGCAAAGGGAGAGAGAGUUUAGACAAAAACAGGACUCGAUCAUGGGAUCUCAAGGUAAUCUUUUGGCUAAGGUGGAUGAACAAACCAGAUCAAGAAUAAACGGGCUCAUAAGUAACCAUGAGCAGAACAGUGAGACAGUUCUGCAAAAGCUCUUGGGGAUAGUUUGUGAAAUCAAACCAGAAAUCCAUGUUAAUUUCAGAGAAGCUGGUUCGCAUUGACUGGAGAGUUGGUGAUAAAUUAAACUUCAUCAAACAAAUGACAUACUAUCAUUGAAGGUGCCUAACACUGGAUAAUGUGUAUUUUGUGAAAAACAUUUUACCUUUUUAAUUUUGAGUGCCUUGGGACUUGUUCCUAUUACUAAAGGUGCUAUAUAAAUACAAGAUUUUGCCGCUGAUUUUGAUCUUUAUCCCUUCCCUAUAGAUCACUGAGUCUUACAGUCAGAUGGGUUUGUCAGUAUACCUCCAUAUAUCACAGCCAACGCCAGUAUAUUGUAUUGCUUGACCCAUAGGAACAGAGCGGGGGAACAGGAACAAGCCAUUCAACUUCUUGACUUUAUUCUGUAAUUUAGUUAGAGCAUGGGUGAUCCUUGUCUUGACGAUGCCCUGUGGACUGCCCAUCAUAUUCCCUCACAUUCAACCCCUGCCCCGCCAUCCCAGCUCCUAUCGAACUUCCUGCUUUGCCUUGGAGAACUUGACGAACACCAGCAAUCUCAACCACAGAGGAAAGGUUUUCUUGUAAGAAAUUUGAGACUCAGGUUCACGUUCAAUUUCAUUAUUAAGAUUUUGCAUUUCUAGAUUACUAUAAUUAAGUGGUCACAGUGUUGUUCUUUGUGAUAAUUCACUUAUAAAACAAAAUUCACUGGAAAUGGUUAA
Molecule: messenger RNA, 1276 nt
Organism: Pristis pectinata (smalltooth sawfish)
Lineage: Eukaryota; Metazoa; Chordata; Chondrichthyes; Rhinopristiformes; Pristidae
Product: V-type proton ATPase subunit G 3-like
Exons: 4
Coding region: 260-622 (120 amino acids)
Biological process (GO): proton transmembrane transport
Cellular component (GO): vacuolar proton-transporting V-type ATPase complex
Molecular function (GO): proton-transporting ATPase activity, rotational mechanism
Source: RefSeq, a predicted model, not a curated record